Molecule: messenger RNA, 4271 nt
Organism: Lagopus muta (rock ptarmigan)
Lineage: Eukaryota; Metazoa; Chordata; Aves; Galliformes; Phasianidae
Gene: PPP2R3B
Product: protein phosphatase 2 regulatory subunit B''beta
Exons: 14
Coding region: 231-1976 (581 amino acids)
Biological process (GO): protein dephosphorylation
Cellular component (GO): protein phosphatase type 2A complex
Molecular function (GO): protein phosphatase regulator activity; calcium ion binding
Source: RefSeq, a predicted model, not a curated record
CCGUUCGCCGCGUCUCCGCCGGGACGGAGGAGUUCUCGCGAGUUUUCGGCGGGCAGGAGCGGUGGGCGCGGGGCGUGCCGGAAGGCGGCGCAGAUUUGAAGGUAGCGGCGGGUUGUGCCUGGUGGAAAUGGAGUUUUAGAUUCUGUGAGACGCUGAAAGUGAAGUGGAAUAAGCAGAUAAUUAUCAAACCUUUAUUUUGAAUUUCUUCCAAGAAGGGAAACCUGUAGAAAAUGCCACCUGGGAAAGUUCUACAGCCUGUACUGAAAAUGAAAGUGGAUGAACUCUUCUUGUGCUGGCUGAGUCAGCCUGCAACUCAGCUGAUGCUGAAGGACUGCUUGAAAAGAAUCAAGAAUGAGGGGAAAACUGAAAUUGGCAGUGGAGAUGCAGGAAACAGUGAAAAUGAGAGGUUCACAACUAAAAAUUCCAAUUCAAAGCAAAGCAUAUUAGGAGAUAUCAGGCUGCCUUUGAUGCCUUUCACUCCUCCUCAGCUUUCUACUUCUCUUCCUUUAGCAACUUCAACCAGCCUAAGGAAUGCAACUAAUGUUAAAGGAACACGUAGAUCAUCAGGAACCAGAGUAGUUCAGACAAAGAAGGAAGAAGCUUUGCCACCAUCGCUUAGUCAAACCAUUCCAACUUUCUAUUUUCCUCGAGGAUGUCCUAAGGAAAAAGUAAACAUAGAUGCUGUGAUUGCCAAAAUUGAGAAAACUUUCUCACAGUUUCCAAACGAGAGAGCAACUUUAGAUGACAUGGGGAAAGUUGCAAAGGCUUGUGAUUGCCCGCUCUACUGGAAAGGUCCUUUGUUUUACUGUGCUGGAGGUGAACGAACGGGAUACGUGUCAGUUCAUAAAUUUGUUGCAAUGUGGCGGAAAAUACUUCAGACCUGCUAUGAUGAUGCUGCAAAGUUUGUUCAUCUUCUAAUGAACCCUGGAUGCAACUACUUAGUGCAAGAAGACUUCAUUCCUUUUUUACAAGAUGUGGUAAAUAGCCAUCCUGGCCUGUCAUUUUUAAAAGAAGCAUCUGAGUUUCAUUCUCGGUACAUUACCACAGUUAUACAGAGAAUAUUUUAUACAGUAAAUAGGUCCUGGUCUGGGAAAAUCACUUGCAAUGAGCUCAGGAAAAGCAAUUUUUUGCAGAAUGUGGCAUUAUUGGAAGAGGAAGCUGAUAUUAACCAGCUGACAGAGUACUUCUCAUAUGAACAUUUUUAUGUUAUCUAUUGCAAAUUUUGGGAGCUGGAUACAGACCAUGACCUCUAUAUUGAUCGGAAGGAUUUAGCUCGACAUAAUGAUCAUGCAAUAUCAAAUAGAAUGAUAGAGAGGAUCUUCUCAGGAGCAGUAACAAGAGGUAGAAAAGCACAAAAAGAUGGAAAAAUUAGCUAUGCUGAUUUUGUCUGGUUUUUGAUAUCUGAAGAAGACAAGAAGACACCAACUAGCAUUGAAUACUGGUUUCGCUGCAUGGAUCUUGAUGGAGAUGGAGCUUUGUCUAUGUAUGAAUUGGAGUAUUUUUAUGAAGAACAGUGCCAAAAAUUAGAUAACAUGGCCAUAGAACCCUUGCCAUUUGAAGAUUGUUUGUGCCAGAUGCUGGAUCUUGUGAAGCCACAAUGUGAAGGAAAAAUUACUCUGCAUGAUUUAAAGAGAUGUAAGUUGACAAAUGUGUUUUUUGAUACCUUUUUCAACAUUGAAAAAUACCUCGACCAUGAACAGAAGGAUCAAUUUUCUAUUUUGCGGGAGAGUGAAGGUGAAAGUCCAGAGGUCUCUGACUGGGAGAAGUAUGCUGCUGAAGAGUAUGACAUCUUGGUAGCAGAAGAGGCAGCAAGUGACCAGUGGAAUGACGGAUACGAGGCUGAACUGAAUCCUGUAGACCACCAGAAGGCCAAUGUCCUGAAGUAUCAAAUGGAAAAAAGACCAUUUUUUGAAAUGCCUUCCCAUCUGGCUGAUGUAGACUUGGACGAAUACGACUACGAAGAGGACUUUGAGUAGCGGUUGCAGUCAUCACUUGCAGAAGAGAAGGGACAGUCUGCAGCAGGUCUGCUACACACCUCUAUGUUUCAGUGGGUUUUGGUUCCAGGAACUCAGCUUAGUUUUGUGCUAGAAGUAUUUAAUCACCAGACUACCUUUUCCAUAAAAGAAAUGCAUUUGUAUGGAAUGACGAAACUUUUUGUAUUUAUUCAAUACUCUCUAGUUUGUAAAAUAGAUUAAAAUAUUUAUUUACAGAUGUUGCGUAAUUCCUUCUUGGAAGAAUAACACUAUUUGACUCGAGGGUAAAUCUACUGUUUUUAAAACAACUCUGUACUUGUAAGUUGACGUGUGGUGCACUGACCAUCUCCAUCCCUUAUGUAAAUAGGUAUUCCUGUACUGCUAUGGGAGGGGAGGAGGCCAUGCACUGCCAGCCAGGUGUGCGUCUGUGCUCAUACAGCUUGUAGGGCUUUUCUGCCUUGCCAAGGAGGAGACGCCACUGUGAGCACGGGAUUCGUCUCUUUCUUACAGAUAGUUUCACGGGACAAGCUGGGCAUUUUGGUGCAUGAGGAAAACUAAUGCCAGAAACAAGUUGCUUCCCUUCUCUGCACAGUCCUUAUUUGCCUCAACUUUAACUUGCUUGGCCUUUUAAACUUCAGUGUUUUCGUUGACAUUCAUGAUAAAGAGACGAUUUAAUAGUGAAGUCUGUUCGUGUUCAUACUUGAUCCAAAAUGAGAGUGUUGAAUUCUUGUAGAAGGAACCAAUUUUUUAAAAAAUCCUUUGUAUAAAUGUUACCUGAUCAGUGAUGUGCACUAAUUUGUUGUGGGCAUUCAGUGCUUUUGUCUGUCCCUCCCCUUCAGUUGUUUGCUAUUGACACAUUCCAUGGAUAUUCAUUCAGUGUCACAGCAGCUUGAAAUUGUUGCCUCACUGUUAAACAGAUUGUGUUGGGAAAAAAAAUGGACAGAAAGAUGUAAGUUAUUUUUUGGUUGCAGUGUAGAUCUGCUUAAAGUGUUUUAAAAUCAUGUUUGUAUUUGCAAAUAAAGAUUUUCAUACAUGUAAUGUAAUGGUUCUAAUUAAUGUUAUGUACUACAUAUAAUUAACUUCCUAUUAAAUACCUUAAAUGGUUCUUGUGAGUUACAAAUGUAUGCAGUCUGGUUAGAUAAUUACACCAAGCUGCAUAUUCAGAGCAAUUGAGCUCUAGCAGCCUUUUCUCAUCCCAGAGGUGGUGAUGCUGAACAGCUGCAUGUGGGACAGAGAUCUGCUCUGCUCAUCACACACCCUCACCCAGAGCCCUGCAGCCCUGUGCAGCUUCAGUAAUGACAGCAAUCAGCUCCUGCCUGUAGUCAGCCUGACCAGGGCAGAGCAGCCCACUUCAAUACUGCUCUGAGGAGUUUCAAAAACUAAACCUCUGGGCUACUAUUGCAAUCUUUACAGAACCUUGCAUGUCCCAUUUCAGAUUUCUCAAAAUGUUUGAUAGAUACUUUCCUGUCGCUACACCCCUGUAAUUUUGGGCUUUAAAACAGUAAAGAGCAAGACCAAAGGAUUCAAGCUCUGCUCCCUGAAGUUGCCAUGAGGAAGGGCUCUUUUAGAAGAUAAUCCUGAGCUUGUGUUGCUGUUCAGAGAUUGUGGCAUUCUGCUUUGCUCCGCUUGAAAUCCUUCAGCUGGAAGCCAGUUUCUUACAACCACUCAUCCACAGGCACCAACAGAGGAGGCCUCUCUGACCACAUUUCUCUACCACACAGCAUCAUUUUCUCUGCAAAGGCUGUAGCACCGAAGCUAUUAUUGCUACUUUGUGGUUAAUGAGUUGCCUCUUUAUCCCUGCUCUCCAUUACACUUCUGCUAUUCAGUCCCCUCUUUUCCUAAUAGUCUAAUGGAGCAAAUCAUGGCAUCACAGUAGAAAUACCUUUUCUUGCAAUACCCUGAAUUGUACCUUCCAUGAAUAACAAUGGUUAAUGUGGUUUAUUUUACACAGUUACAAUCCAAAAUAUAUAGAGAGUGUAUAUAUAUAUAUAUAUAUAAAAAAUAAAGCUGAUGGAUUAAUGCAGCAUGCAGUUCCACAGAGCAGCAAAGCAACAAAAAAAAAAUCCCCAGCCUCCUCCCUCCAACCAACUCGUGUGAAGAUCAUUUCCAAACUCUUAAUGGAAACAUGAUGAUGAAUGGUCGUAUUUACAGCCCAUUUAUUUACAUUAUCUUUUCACGCUUUUCAUUUUCCAAGUAAACACCCCAUGAUUACAGUGUAUGGAGAAUUUAUUCCAGAGGAAAAUACUCAGCUGGUCCGCUGUUGUUUUCUUUGUUGCUACAAGUCUUGAAUCAAGUCUC